Sphenostylis stenocarpa is the source of this 264-nucleotide messenger RNA. The record is from the annotation of a GenBank genome assembly. Lineage: Eukaryota; Viridiplantae; Streptophyta; Magnoliopsida; Fabales; Fabaceae.
AUGUCUAUUGAAGCUAUGGCAAUGGCAGGCGUGGAUUACAAAGAAUGUGCCAUCACUUUGGAAAAGUGGAAUCCCCUUUGCCCACAGCAACCACCUUUGUACCUUGUGGCAGAGCAUGAAGAACUGGUUAAUUUGGCUGCAGAGAGGAUGAAAGCAAAGAUCCGAGAAUGGGCAAAAGCCGUUGCUUCAACUUCCAAGCAACAAAGUGCCACAAAAGACAACUACAUGUGUUUAGCUGGUUUUUUAAUAGCAACCAAACAAUAG